This is a messenger RNA of Melanotaenia boesemani (Boeseman's rainbowfish), 5376 nucleotides long. RefSeq names its product oocyte zinc finger protein XlCOF7.1. Gene Ontology annotation, molecular function: RNA polymerase II cis-regulatory region sequence-specific DNA binding; DNA-binding transcription factor activity. Gene Ontology annotation, biological process: regulation of transcription by RNA polymerase II. Lineage: Eukaryota; Metazoa; Chordata; Actinopteri; Atheriniformes; Melanotaeniidae. The coding region runs from base 510 to 4169 and encodes 1219 amino acids. The transcript has 3 exons. The record is from RefSeq and is a predicted model, not a curated record.
ACUUCGUGUUUAUUACCAGCCGUCACAUUCCGUUGCCGGUUUUGAAACAUAUUCUGCACACACCUUAUAGUUUAAAAGAAAGCUGUAUGAGUUGACAUUGAAAUGAGUAGUUUGGUUCAUUUGGCUUGUAACGUUUCAUAAGCGAAGCUAGCUAUAUGGCCUACCUAGCGAUAACGCCUUUCUCUUAUUGUUAGACAUGUCUUUUUAUUUAGCUUCUAUCGAAAACUAGCAGUUAACCAGUCAGCCAAACCCCACCAUGUGUUUAAAACACGUAUUAGGGGACUCAUUUUAAAACGGUUCUGAUACAUUGGGUUCCGAUGUGAGAGACAAAGAGAAGCCAUCUGCUCCAUUGUGCAUCGCAAAGUCCCCAUCAUAUAAAAUGCACCUACAAAGCAGAUGAGCAGAGGGCUGAUUGCAGCUUGAAUCUGGAUGUGCAGCAAAACUGGUUGCAUCUGCCUUAACUAAAACCCUACACAUGAGCUCUCGUAUGGCCCUUGUUUCCUACUUUCAUGACUCUUGACAUGGGGAGUAAAAUGUCCUUCGGCAGAGGAAGCAGUGACCAAAAUACAGUCUCUGACUUAACUUCUGUGGCACCUCUACCUCGCAGUUCCAUUCAUGCCCCUUCGGACUGCAAGCAGAAACCCAAGGAUAACAGACCCAGUGAAGAAGAUCUGGACACCAGGUGGAAAGAUGAACCAAAAGUAACAGAUCGUAGCCCUGCCCUUGAAUUGAACUCAUCUGGCCGCCUGGAGUCUGAUGGGCAUGUCAGUGCUGAAACAGUAGGCAGAGCAAUUUGUGAGCUGGGUGAAGACGUGCCGUCACAGGUGAGGAUGGACUCAAUGUCUGAAGUGACAUCUGCGAGCGUGUGCAGCUCCACAACGGACAGUCAUGGAAAGCCUGUGGAGGUCCGCAAAAAACGUGGGAGGCCUCGUAAAAGAAAACAGUUGUUGAUGAAAGACAAAAUAGAUCCAAGUGCUGCUGGUGUUGAUGCAGUUCAACAUAAGGAGGUCAGCACCACAAUACCUGUGCCAGUGUGUAUAGUCAACCCCAGCAAUGAUGACGUGCCUAACAAAGUAGAUGAUCACUUAAUCAGUACUUCACCUCAUAAUGAGGUGGCAGCUUCUCAAGCUGCCUUGAAUGAAAAAGUAGGAGAUGAUGUGCCUUUAUUGGUAAAAAGAAAAAGAGGGAGGCCAAAAAAAACUGAUGCAGUUUUACGAAACACCAUUUCUAAGACUGCAGCUACGCGUCGUGUCCCUUCUCGUGUUGUUAAUCUAAGUGGCCCUGCACGGAGUCUGAGAAGUAGAGGACUGCAACAUCCUUCAACGCAAGCUGAAAAGCCUCGUAGUAAGGAGAACCUAAAACAAAAUGAAGUAACCUCCACAAAAAGUAGUGACACACCCUGCUUUCAGCGUGGUAAAAGAAGAAGGCGUAGGUUUCAGACUGAUCAGCAAGUACCAGCCAAAGUGUCCAAGCUUGAAGAUUCCCAGGAGACCUCAUCAGUGUUGAGCAAUGACACAAGCAGUGUGGAGAGAGCAGACGCAGAGAAACAUGUGGAACCGAGCACUGACACACUUGAGACUAAUACAGAUGGAAAUGGUGAUCAGGUUUUACAUUCUGGUGAAGUACAAGAGCAGCAGACACAGGCAAAUGAAGAUUUGUUACCACACAAAGAGCUGCACUCUCUGCCAGAGCCUGGAAUUGUAUCUUCAAUGGAUCCGAACAAUAUUAACACAGUAAACCCCUCUCAGAACGAAGCCCCUAACAUACAGCAGUCAAAUAGCACAAAUUGCAGUGAAGAGCAUCAGUCAAAAACUCUGAAGUCCUUAGAUUCUCCAAGAAAUGCAGACUUAGAGAAAAAAGAGCCCUCUAGCAUAGAUAUUGUAACAUCCUCUGAAGAAAUGUCUAAACCUGAUGGGAGCACCUCUGUAGUGAAAACUCAAAAUGUAGAGCUAGAUCUGGAUCAUGUGAAAUCUGUAACACAGUCAAACACUCCUAUAUCUUUUCAACACACCACCAACACCACAGUUGAAGCUCCAAACAGGCAGAAAAAUGCUUUUCGGCGCAAGAGAGGCGGCAAGAGGAGAAGGAGAGUAAGUAAUGUUUUGCUACCAAGGGAGCAGAAUGUAGAGAAACAUGACGUUAGUGGCGACACCGAACAAAAAACAGACUGUAGCGACGUAAAUACAGAAGCCAACCCUGAUGAUCACACUAAUGUCAUCUACACUAAGAAAGGCGAUAAAACAUUUUUAAAAUGUGGGUACUGUGGUCGUCUCUUUAAGUUUCAGUCUCAGUUCGUCAUACAUCAACGCAUUCACACAGGAGAAAGGCCUUUCAAGUGCACUGAAUGUGGAAGAGGUUUUAGCAAAAAUUCAAACUUAAAUCUUCAUCUCAAAGUUCACCAGAAGAACAGCGCGUAUCAAAAUUGUGAUUUUUGCAAGAUCAAACUCUCUUCCUCCGAGUAUGCUUCUCAUAUGAAGUUGCAUGCACAUGAGCUCGAUGAUGAGGGCCAGAACACCAAAUCUGAGAAACAGAACAGAGGGGGUGAUCAUGAAACCAGCGAAGCUCUUAACAGAGCAUCUCCACCUGAAAAGAAAGAGAGAAAAGUUUGCCAGUACUGCGGUAAAACGUUCUCAUUCCAGUCUGCCCUUAUAAGACAUAUCCGUGUCCACACAGGAGAGAAACCAUACAAGUGUGAUAUAUGUGACAAAGCUUUUGGUCAAGCUUAUUUUCUCCGUGUCCACGAGCUGACCCACUGGUCCGUGAAGCGUUACAACUGCACGUGCUGUGAAAAAUCCUUCACUCAUUAUAGCAAUGCAAAAAACCACACAUGUAGACCCGUGAGUGACAGCAAUGACUCACAACCCAGCAGCCGCAUAAAACCCUCACUCACAUACACCUGUCACAUCUGCAAGAAUAUUUUUGAUAAUCUGCAGGAGUUCAACAGCCACAUGAAAGAGCACGCCGGCACAAAGCUGAUUCGCUGCUUGUACUGCGACAAGCUGUUUGCCACGCUGUCUGAAUUUGAAACCCAUCGCAAUCAGUGCGCAGCAGACAGAAAUUCCUCCAGCGUUUCGAUAAAGGAGGAAAAGACCAUGUCAUUGAUCCAGUACACAGUUCCAGCACUUAGGUGUUCACUCGGACACAAUUCAGCCCCCAUCACCCCGUCAAAUUGUGAAAUGCAGAAAAAACAAUUGCAGGUUUGUCGCAAGAGAAACUCUGACAAUUUAAAGAAACCGUUCCAGUCAACAGCCAUACCUCCUCAUCACCUCUCACACUUUGUGUCAAAACUAAACAAACUAGAUAACAGAUCUGACCCCAGAAGAUAUCUCUGUCCAGGCUGUGGCCGACUGUUCAGACACAUGGGCAGGCUGCGAGCCCACAUGCUCACUCACGCCUCUGGUCAAAGUUACACCUGUGCCUGUUGUGGUAAGACACUAAGAAGUUGGAAAAAACUGUGGUAUCACCAGAGAGUCCAUCGGCAAAGGAGUGGGCGCUUCACCUGUCCACAGUGCGGGCGAGGUUUUCGGUUCGUCGGCCCUUAUAGAGAACACAUGAACGAGCACCCGGAGUUCCACUGGGUUGAAGACAGGCCUCAGAAAGUGUUCCUUCCUUAUCAGUGUGAGCAGUGCAGGUGCAGUUUUAAGACUCUAGACUUGCUGUUCAGUCAUCAGCUCUGCCACUCCUCCACUCAAGACCUGCGCAAGGACUCUGAUUUCAAUUUAUUAAUAGACGAACAGAGUUCACCGCUAAACAAGAAGAUGCCUAGCCCUCCCAGCAACAAGCAAGCAACAUCGCAUUCAGCAGCUGAAAUAAAUAACUCUCCUUUGAGCCCCUCACGCAAAUAUCCAGAAACAGUUUCUCAAAAAUCACCUUUAUUGUCCAUAAUUUCCUUCGUCCCUGGUCAGGAUCUUCAAUCCGAUCAUUCUUCUCAACCUGCCCAGCGUCCACUAUCCCAAAACAGGGAAACCAGUCCUGACAGAAUAAGUGAAAAUGCACCUGGAAAACCCAUUACGCCUUUAAGAACUCUGAAAAGACACCUGACUCAAAAUACCAGCAAAUCAGAAGAAGGGUCUUCAGACAAUGUUAACUGUGCUGUUUGUGGGAAAGCAUUUCCUGCCAUUUCAGACCUUUAUCAUCAUUAUUUGCAGCAUGCUAGAGGCCAGGUGUAACACCCUGCAUGGAAAUACAGGUUUUAUAUGUCCAUCAGUGUUUUCGACAGUGUUAAAAGCAGCAGAUUACAUUUAAUGGUACAUUUAGGGGGAUUUGAAUGAUUCAUGAGGAUGCUUAUUCAACAAGGAAUUUGUGUCAGUUUGAUCAUUUUAAAAUUUCUUUUAAUUAAUUUCAGUAACGAACUUCAGGUGUUAUUUUUGAGUGAAUAGCAUAAACAGAAAGACUGUAGAUGGAGAGAUAAAGUGUGAUGCUGGUUGAUUGUUACAAAAAGAGCUGCAGCUCAGUGUCACAGAAAUCUUCCAGAGAAUAUCUGUAUUUAGAGCAUUGAUUGCCAGGAGUAACCUCUGAAUGACAUGACUGGUUAUUGACCAAUAUGUUGUAGUAGUUACAGGAAGUCGUCACUUAUAAACACAACCACAGAAAACGGCAGUAGUUAAUAAAUAUUGUUGUCCUGCAUCUUCUUUAAGAUUUUAAUCCAUUACUUGGCCGUUCGCUUGGAAUAAUCUCACAAAUUCCUGUGAAUUUACUAAGAAACUCCAAACCAUGUGGAUGUUUUUAUUGCUCAGAGGUCAAAGUAUUUCCGUGAUUGUACCAAAUUAAAAAUUUGUUUUGAUCUACAUCUUAGACGUGUCUUAGACAUAGACUCGUUCAUUAAUUUUCUGUACGGCUUAGUCCAGUGAGGGUCGUGGGGAAGCUGGAGCAGGGUACACCCUGGACAGGUCGCCAGUGCAUUGCAGGGCCAACAUAGAAAGACAAACAACCACUCAAGAUCACACUCACUCCUAGGGAGAAUUUAGAGUGACCAAUUAAACUAACAUGCAUGUCUUUGGACAGUGUAUUGUAUCAUAGACAUGUAACAUUUUUUUUUGUAUUUACAUUUUAAAGAGUGACUAUCAACUUUGCACAUGUUCGUCAUUGUGGACUUGUGAGAGUAUAUGAAAUUUUUUUAUGAAAUAAUGUAAAACAUUUCAGUCCUGUUGUUUCAAGCAGGGUUUUCAGGUUCUUAUUCACUGUUUAUGUUUUUUUUAAAGAUUUUAAUUUAGACCCUCAUGUUGGCCUUCAGUGUAUUGGAAGGAAAAUGAUGGAAAAUAGCAAAAAAAAAAAAAAAAAGAAGCUGUUUUCUGUGUUUUCUGAUGGACACCUUGCUCUGUUGUAUAUAAUUGUACGUUUUAGUUUGUUUUAAAAACAAUAAAGUUCAUUUUUGUA